Alternaria incomplexa is the source of this 1383-nucleotide messenger RNA. RefSeq lists its product as uncharacterized. The record is from RefSeq and is a predicted model, not a curated record. Lineage: Eukaryota; Fungi; Ascomycota; Dothideomycetes; Pleosporales; Pleosporaceae. The coding region runs from base 1 to 1383 and encodes 460 amino acids. The transcript has a single exon.
AUGGCUCCCAACGCAAGCACAAAGCCUAACCAACGCAAACGUCGCAGUGCAGACUCGACACCACCACCACCGCGGCGACAACCACCGCGCCUUCUUCCUGGGUCGCCAAAGGCAAGAUGGGGUGUUAACGGUAACGUUACAAAUGCAGCGGACCUGAGUGAGGCUACACUCGCUCUCGCCCAGGGUAUGCCUCGGGUUCUGCCAACCAUGCCGGCUCCUGGUCAGUUGGUCAUCCCUACCCGAGGAGAGCAUGUGGACCGACCACAUGUAGCGACAAAUGUGCAGUCUGGUCGUAGGGCUGCACCCAGGAAUGACGUGCGCAGCCAGCGAUAUGCUCCAUAUUCGCGUGCACCUCCAACUCAUUUUGCUGCCCAUCUCGGAGCGGAAUAUGCGCCGCCUGCUGAUACGGCACCUCCUCCCUCUUUUUCUGCCCGUCCAGGAGCAGGAUACACGUCGCAUGCUGUUCCGGCACCAGCCUCGCGUAUGAACUUCGUGCAGCCGCAGCAGCAAUAUCAGCAAUACCAGCAUUACCCGCAACACCAGUUUGGUAAUGCCUUCCCUGAAACCGAUCUGAUGAGGUUUCCUUCGAACUCAAGUCAGGGUACUUUGGGCCAUGGCAUUUCGAAUGCUGUGGGACAUCAGCCUUCAAGUAAUAACUUCGAUGAAGAUGCCUUGCGAGCUGAGGACUUUGAGGAAGCUGGACUGAACUUGGACGCAGUCCAGAGUGAGGCUUUGAAUCUAUCCUGGGAUAUGGCUCCUGUCGGACCGGCGAACGGAUGGUACACCCUCGAUCAGAUGGCUUCCCGUCCAAUCUUCUACCAGAUGGAGCCUCCCAUUUCUGCUCCUCCACCUACCCCUGCACCUGCUGCUAUAUACCAGCCUCAUGGUCACUAUGGGGUUCCCGAUCAACGUCCCCUUCCAGAACCCACCUUUGCCAACUACAUUCCCGCUGGGACUUACCAAAGUCCAUAUGCGCCGAUCAUGUAUGCUCCACAGCAUGCGCAUUUCCAUCCGCAACAGCAACCGCAGCCGAUGUACGCGCCAGGCUCCAUCAACAACAUCGUCAUACCGCAGCCGGGCUCGAUGUAUGCGCAAAACCUCGUCAAUAAUUUCCCGCCACAACAGCAUCAACCCACCAUGUAUGCGCAACCAUACCAGCGCCAGCCCACCGCGCAACAACCCCAGGCCAACUACCCUGUUGCCGACUACAACCCACCUGCGGCUUACGCAGGACCUUCCUCGCGACAGCCAGGAAACUACAACGGCAGCACUGGGCAGGCGCAACAGUUGGAUGCGGGAUCGAGGCGGAGACGGUCAAGCUUGUACCUCACCACUGAGGAAUGGGUUGAGGCACAACGAAGGCAGCAUCCUUCCGGCGAAUGA